UCCACUAAUUUUAGGAUGUACGUCACACAGUAAAAGAGAUGUAUGCUCUUUCCCUUAAAAAGGAGUCGGUUUGUUUUUUGUUCUUAAUAUUAAGUUCUAAAUAGCUUUAAUUUGUCUUCCUUUGAUUCGAAAUUCCUUGAAAGUUCUUGGACAGUGAGAGAUUUAUGAGAAGCACUCUGUCAUUAAUUCACUACUUGACUUGAAUUGGAAUAAACCAAAGACGAGGCGUGCUUUAAAAACUUCCUUUUGACAGUCUAAGAAAACUUCCGCCGCUCUGCUGGACCCGCAAACGUUUCUUGAGCUUUCAAGUUGAGCAAUUGCAAUGAAAAGCAAAUAAAUGACAAAAGACUUCGUCUUAGGUGUUGUGCAAACGCAAACAAAAAAAUUAAAGUGUCGUGUGUACCUUUCCCUGGCGGUGAUCUUACGCAAGCUUCCUGUUUGAGUAUUAAGUAAUAUUUUGACAGGGGAAACGCUCUAUUGUCAAGAGAAGUGUUUAAAAUUGCGACAACAAGGCGCGGUGGAUUCUUAGUGGCAACGUCGUGGUGUUCAGUUGGUUCUUGGUUGUCAGGAAAACGCACUUACAACAGAAUUCUUCCGGUGUUUAACUAAGGCUGGGACAGAGCUGCAAGCAAAUAUAUUGACAACCAGCAGAAAAAAAAAAUGCGAGAACUCAUUUUGCAGGGUGGAGACGUAUUGAAGUUUGAGGAGGAAAAUCGCAGCGGAAAAACAGAUACAGAGAAUUCAUUACCGAUGGAGUUAAAAGAGCACAGCUUCAAAACGUUUUUUGAGCCAUUCAGAAUCAAAGCCGUUGAGAGGAUACAACACACAACUAGAGCACAACGUAUCCAACGUCUUCAAGAAGCAAACUACAAUCCGUUUAUGUUGAACUCCGAAGACAUCAUCAUUGACUUGUUGACAGAUUCUGGCACCGGCGCCAUGAGCUCUGACCAGUGGGCCGCCAUUAUGAUAGGUGACGAGUCAUAUGCUGGCUCGCCAAGCUACCGGAAGUUGGAGAGAGUCGUAAAGGAUAUCUUCGGCUUCCGGCACGUGAUUCCCACGCACCAAGGCCGUGCUGCAGAGCGCAUUUUAUUUCAGUGCAGCCUAAAAGAAGGUGACUUGGUGCCAAACAACGCACACUUUGACACAACUCAAGCAAACGUGGAAAAAUGUGGAGCAAAAGCGGUGAAUUUUCCAGUUCCUGAAGCUCUGGAUCCUAGCAAAAGGGUUCCAUUCAGGGGAAACAUGGAUGUUAAUAAACUGAAAGAGCUGCUGUUGAGCGAACGAAAAGACAAUGUUACCAUGGUUAUGAUCACGAUAACAAAUAACGCCAUUGGAGGAGAGCCUGUCAGUAUGGAGAACAUUAAAAUGGUCUCCAAGCUUUGCCAUCAUCAUGGAAUUCCGCUUUUCCUUGAUGCCUGCCGUUUUGCGGAGAACGCGUGGUUUAUCAAAACGCGCGAGGAAGGCUACGCGCAUCGCACGCCGCUCCAAAUCGCGCGCGAGAUGUUUUCCUACGCCGACGGCUGUACUAUGUCUGCCAAGAAAGAUGGUCUCGUGAAUAUUGGCGGAUUCCUGGCCAUGAACGACGAAGAUCUCGCAGAUAAGUGCCGUCGGGAGUUGAUCAUAUCCGAGGGGUUUCUCACUUACGGUGGGUUGGCCGGGAGAGAUCUGGAGGCGAUGGCAGUGGGAUUGCGCGAGGUUUUAGAGGAAGACUAUCUCCGAUAUCAAGUGGGGUUUGUCAAAAUGCUUGCAGAUUUGCUGAGGGAGCACCGCAUUCCUGCUUUAACUCCUCCAGGUGGGCAUGCAGUGUACAUUGAUGCAGCCGCCAUGUUGCCGCACAUUCCCAAGGAGCAGUUCCCUGCAUGGGCUCUUGGUUGUGCCCUUUAUGUAGAAGGUGGAAUCCGCUGUGGUGAGUUGGGGGGUGUGAUGCACGGCAAAGACCCUCAGAAUCUGGAAGACGACAACGAAUUUGAAGAUGAAAACGGAGAGCUUCUUCGCCUUGCAAUUCCACGAAGGACAUAUACUGAAUCACACAUGAAGUACGUUGCCGAAGUUUUGGAGUACGUUUACAGGCACAAAAAGAAGGUCAGCGGAUAUAGGAUCACGUGGGCCCCUGCUGUGUUACGUCAUUUCAGCGCUCAUCUGGAACCCAUUCCCCUGAGUGAAACCAAAGAGGAGGUGGGACGAGAAGACGAGGACGAGAUCGACGACAUGGAAGACUUCAUUUCGCGCGUGCGUGGAAUGUCGUUCCGUCGGCAGUCAUUUCAGUUUCUUUGACAUUAUAAGAAAGCGUGUAUAUAAUACAGGGAUUACUGCCAACAUAUACAACAAUCAGUAAAAAACACUCUCGAGUGUAGCCUUCAAACAAUUCAGUGCGAGGCUAGUAGUAGAAAAGUGACUUGUGCACAUCAGUCACCGCAGUUUACUUUAAUCUUUCUUUGCUUUGAGCUGUACGUAAACGCUCAAAUUAAACAACAAACUACUUAUUUAAUAAACCUCUUACGUUU
Orbicella faveolata is the source of this 2504-nucleotide messenger RNA. RefSeq lists its product as uncharacterized. Lineage: Eukaryota; Metazoa; Cnidaria; Anthozoa; Scleractinia; Merulinidae. Gene Ontology annotation, biological process: amino acid metabolic process. Gene Ontology annotation, molecular function: lyase activity. The record is from RefSeq and is a predicted model, not a curated record.